AAAACCUUCGAAGGGUUUACAUUCUCCGUCUGGAAAAUCUUUCAAUGGCGAAUCAUAGAUUUCUCCGAGGUGUGAGGUGGUGGCGCAAAUUGACCAAAAGAGAGUGGGCAGUCUUCUCUGCUGCGCUCGCCACCGUCAUCCUCACGGUAUCCUUCGUCUCUCACUCUCACAGUGGCAGAUACGUCAGUCUUCCUGCUAAUCAUGUGGUACCCUUUACUCCUUUAAGCAAUGCCCACAAAAAAGCUGCCUUUUGUUUGGAUGGAAGUGUUCCGGGUUAUCAUUUCCAGCAGGGUUUUGGAUCUGGGUCUGAUAAUUGGCUUCUUCACAUUGAGGGUGGAGGUUGGUGUGAUUCAAUAGAAUCAUGUUCUUCAAGGGCAACAAGAGCAUUAGGUUCUUCAAUGAUGAUGGAACAUGAAGUUUUGUUUUCUGGGAUUAUGAGCCACGAACCUUCACAAAAUCCAGAUUUCUUCAACUGGAACAAAGUGAAGAUACGAUAUUGUGAUGGUGCAUCUUUUGCUGGGCAUCCUGAGAGUGAGCUUAAAAAUGGGACAAAGCUCUUCUUCAGAGGACAACUUAUCUGGGAAGCACUUAUGGAUGAAUUCUUGUCGAUAGGACUUUCCGAGGCUAAAAAAGCUUUUCUUACAGGAUGUUCUGCUGGAGGUCUGGCAGCCCUCAUACAUUGUGAUAACUUCCGGGAGAUUUUGCCUAAGAAUACAGAUGUCAAAUGCCUUGCUGACGCAAGUUUCUUUCUCAAUGAGAAGGAUGUUGCAGGAAAUCCAACCAUUGAGAAUUUUUAUCGUGAUGUUGUUAACCUCCAGGGUGUAGCGAAAAGUUUAAACAAGGAUUGUGUGUCACGAACUGAUCCUUAUAAGUGUUUCUUCCCUCAAGAAUUUAUUAACAACAUUAAGACUCCAGUUUUCCUUGUCAACCCAUCAUACGACUUUUGGCAGAUACGGCAUAUACUGGUUCCUGAGAAAUCGGAUCCUCAUGGCAGCUGGCGGAAGUGCGCGCUAAAUAUUAACUACUGUAAUUCUAGCCAACUUGAAGUGCUGCAAGGUUUCCGAAAUUCAUUGCUAAGCACUCUAGGUGAAUUUCAGAAAAACGCAGAAGGGGGCAUGUUUAUAAACUCUUGCUUUAUACAUUGCCAAACGUGGAUCACCGAUACAUGGCAUUCAUCCACUUCUCCGAAAAUCAACAGUCGAACAAUCGCAGAGUCCGUUGGGGACUGGUAUUUCAACCGUAAACCAGUAAAAUAUAUCGAUGUUCCAUUUCCAGGAAACCCUACCUGCUAUAACAUGGAUCUAACUAGCCGGCCAUAGGCUGCCUAUUCUUAGUGUCGCCCACCAGCUCGUGUCUUGCUGGUAAAGUGCUAAAGUUUACGCUUUUUUAUGUUCUCUCAGAGUGUGAUUUACAUGUGUACCGGAAUUCAUGUACAGUAUCAGAUGACACGGUUUUUAAAUCCAUAGAAUACCCAAAGACUGGACUCGAGGCCGGGGAAAUAGUUUGUUCAGAUUAGAGAAUAAUUAACAGUAUUUUGUGUUUGAAUUUUCACAAUACCAGCUGAAAGAAAAGGUGGUUUGUUU
Ipomoea nil (Japanese morning glory) is the source of this 1583-nucleotide messenger RNA. Its product is annotated as pectin acetylesterase 5-like. Gene Ontology annotation, molecular function: hydrolase activity. The coding region runs from base 45 to 1319 and encodes 424 amino acids. Lineage: Eukaryota; Viridiplantae; Streptophyta; Magnoliopsida; Solanales; Convolvulaceae. The transcript has 12 exons. The record is from RefSeq and is a predicted model, not a curated record.